AUGGCGAAGGACCAGGACCUCAACCCCGCCAACACCUCGGCCUAUGUCCAGGUGCUGGGCGUGGGCGCUGAUGCCCCCUCCUCCUCCCCCUCUGUCCUCCUCUUCUUUGACCGCCAGCGCUACCUGUUCAACAUGGGGGAGGGCUUCCAGCGCUACUGUGUGGAGCACCGGAUCAAGCUGGCACGCAUGUCCGCCCUGCUCCUCACCCGCGUGUCGGCGGCCACAGCCGGCGGCCUGCCCGGUUCCCUGCUCACCAUGGCCGACUCGUCCGCCGGCGGGCUGCUGGCCGGCCAGGCCAGCAUGGCGCUCCAUGGGCCGCCGGGGCUGUCUGCCCUGCUGAACGCCUACCGCACCUUUGUGAACCUGAAGGACGUGGGGCUGGGCAUGCAGGAGCUGCAGCACGCCCAGCCCGCCGUCGCCAACGAGCUGGUGACCAUCACCCCCUUCCUGCUCACUGCUGGCGAGGCUGAGGGGGCGGCUGCUGCGGGCGGCGAGGUGUCCGCGCUGGGUGCAGGAAGAGAGGGUCCAACGUCGACUUCCGAUGCUGAAGUGACGGCAGGGAGCACAAGGGAGGCCGCUGGCAAGGACGGCGAGGAGCGGGCCGCCAAGCGGCUCAAGCCCGGCGAGCCAGGACCAGGGGCGGUGGCCUGCUAUGCGGCCGAGCUCCCAGACAUCCCGGGCAAGUUCCAGCCCCAGAAGGCGGCGGCGCUGGGUGUGCCUCGCGGCCCCACCUACGGCCGCCUGGUGCGGGGGGAGAGCGUGCUGUCCACAAACGGAUCCACCAUCACCCCCGCCGACGUCAUGGAUCCCGCCACCCCCGGCCCGGUGGUGCUCGUCGUCGACUGCCCAUCGGCGGCGUACCUGCCCGCGCUCGCGGCCUCCGAGGACCUCCAGACCUUUGCACAGGGCGGCAACAAGGCCAGCAAGGUGGCGUGCAUAGUGCACCUCACCCCCGCUGGCGUGCUCGCGCUGCCAGAGUACCAGGCGUGGGCAGCGCGAUUUGACCCCGGUGCAUCACACAUCCUGGCCUCCGCCGCCGGCAAGGCCGGGCAGCCGGUGAUGAGGGCGGCUGCGGGUGUCCAGGCCAAGCUCAACGCCCUGGACGCCACCGUCUUCCCCCUCCAGCAGUCGCUGCUGCCCUCCGAUGGAGCAGGCAGCGAGCGGGCCAUCCCCCUGCCAGGCAUGUCAUCCCACUGCGGCGUCGCGGGCGACAACCUGCUGCGUUUCAACCUGCGCCCCGUGGCCAAGCGCGGCCUGGACUCAUCCGAGGUGCCGGAGGCGCUGAGCGCCGAGGCGGUGACCUUCCUGGGCACGGGCGCGGCGGUGCCCAGCAAGUACCGCAACGUGACGGGGACGCUGGUGGACUGCUUCGAGGCCGGGGCGCUGCUGGUGGACUGUGGGGAGGGCACGCUGGGCCAGCUGGAGCGGUCGGAGCGGUCGGCGGGGACGGCAGCCCUGCUUCGCCGCCUGCGCGGAGUCUGGAUCUCCCACAUCCACGCCGACCACCACGUCGGCCUGGCCUCGGCGGCGCCCUGCGCCUGGGUGGACGUGGCCUGCUCCGUCCCGGGGGCAGCCGACGUGCCGGAGGCCUCGGCCGCGGCGCUGGCGCGCCUCGCCGCCGACCUGGGCCUCGCGCGCCUCGUCAGCUUCCGCGUGGAGCACUGCGCGCACGCCUACGGCCUGGCGCUGGAGGCCGCGGCCGGCUGGAAGCUGGUCUUCUCGGGCGACACCCGGCCCUGCGAGGCGGUGCGGGAUGCCGCCCGGGGGGCAACCCUGCUGGUGCACGAAGCAACCUUCGAGGACGAGCUGGCGGAAGAGGCGCUGGCCAAGAACCACUGCACCACCAGCGAGGCGGUGGACACCGCGGCGGCGGCGGGGGCCUACCGCACCGUGCUCACCCACUUCUCGCAGCGCUACCCCAAGAUCCCGGUCAUCGACGCAAACUUCCAGGGAUCGGUGGGCAUCGCCUUCGAUCUCAUGCGCAUCAACCUGGUGGACCUGCCCCGGCUGCCGAGCCUGGUGCCGAAGCUGAAACUCCUCUUUGCGGAGCCGGAGGACGCCGGGGUGGGCGACGACUGA
Messenger RNA from Auxenochlorella protothecoides, 2079 nucleotides. RefSeq names its product Zinc phosphodiesterase ELAC protein 2. The transcript has 9 exons. Gene Ontology annotation, cellular component: mitochondrion. Gene Ontology annotation, biological process: mitochondrial tRNA 3'-end processing. Bases 1 to 2079 code for a protein of 692 amino acids. NCBI's taxonomy places the organism in Eukaryota, Viridiplantae, Chlorophyta, Trebouxiophyceae, Chlorellales, Chlorellaceae. The record is from RefSeq and is a predicted model, not a curated record. Gene Ontology annotation, molecular function: 3'-tRNA processing endoribonuclease activity.